CUGGCUCAAUACCGUUGGGAUCGAAUCGAUCACGACACUAGAAGACAAUCCAACCCUAGGUAAGAGACUGACGUCCACAACCUAUCGUUGUCUAUACUCAUCCAUCAGGGCUUUCCAUAUGGGAGCAGAUUCUUAACGACGCGAUGCUAGCUGGCUCACCAGACUUUCCUGACCCAGAGACUGUCACCUCACGGAUAGCACCAGCUGAAGGCGCCGAGAACGAUCUGCCAUACGGGCAAGCCGUCUGGACAGCUUUGCCUAGACAUGUGCCCUCAACCUGUGCCCUCGAUAGCGCAAUCCUAAACCUGAUCAACAUUCGCCGCUCUCACGAAGCGACCGGUGGCAAUAUCCAAGAGUUCCAAAAAGCUAUCUUUCCCAGUGUGCAGAGCCUGCUCAAUCCCCCUGGCGAUGCUGUGAAAGCCCCCCUCGCCAAUUCCAUCGUCCGUGACAUCGUGUCCGCGCUUGCUGUUCGUACAAUUCCCGAGCAAGUUGCCAUAUUAUACAUAAUGGGUGUUUCUAUUCGGUGGCAAAUCUCGCCGACCCAAUACAACUAUGACGCUAUGCCCGAGUGGCUGCGUCCUACACCGUCGCAAAUCUUCAAUCGACACGCUGCCUGGUUAGACACUUUGGCAUGGCCUUCUGCGAGAGAACGGUUAUGCCGGGCCGACAAAUGGGAGGGUAAAGAUGUUCUUGUGCGGCGUAUCUGCGAGAAAACGUUUUCGGUCAACUGGCCCUACGAAGCCGCGGAUAUCUUCUUGCAUGACAAGACUGAACCAAGUUUGAACCCGGUCUUCGAGCAACAUAUACGAAAUGGAAAGAAUUGGACCCUAGGAAGAGAAAUUAAAGAUAUCCUGAUUUAAUCGACGCCGUUAAUAUCGGUCCUUGCAGAGCUUAGCAAGAUGCCACCAUGUGUUUCAACAAACGAGCUUCCAUAGGUUCGGGGAGAAUCAGU
Molecule: messenger RNA, 952 nt
Organism: Paraphaeosphaeria sporulosa
Lineage: Eukaryota; Fungi; Ascomycota; Dothideomycetes; Pleosporales; Didymosphaeriaceae
Exons: 2
Coding region: 144-860 (238 amino acids)
Source: RefSeq, a predicted model, not a curated record